AUGCACCAAUAUACGCGUAGUGGGCCCCCUGGUAGGGGACCAGAACACGGACCCCCGAGCGCCUCCCCGCCACCGCCCCGCCGGCGCAGGUUGAAGGCUCGCACUUUGCGGCGGAACGACGAGGACGUGACUCCGCGGAAGGGCGGGGUCUUGAGCCCAAGGGGAGAGGUGCUGAUGACGGAGAUGGGCGCCCCCGGGACAGAUACACUUAAGGGGUUGCGUGGAACAGGCUCGCGCAUUGAGGCGGAAAGAGGGCAUCGGAGGUCAGGACAAGCGGUCCGGGACACCCCAGGUCUUCCAACGCUCCAGGGGGUCUACACAGCUCCCACCUACCAACUAGGCCCCUCCUUCUACGCCUCCUGUGCGGCGGCCUUCGAUGCGAGGAAGAAAGGACCACCUUCCCUAGAGAUAGUCAGAGUUGAUUAUGAUGUAUGUCCUGUAGAUAGAGACGAGGUGGAGAUUGAGAAACUGGACUAUCAUCACUAUCUGCCUCUGUUUUUUGAUGGGCUUUGUGAAAUGACAUUUCCUUAUGAGUUUUUUGCUCGGCAAGGAAUCCAUGACAUGCUGGAACAUGGGGGAAACAAGAUUCUUCCAGUCAUUCCUCAGCUCAUUAUCCCAAUAAAAAAUGCAUUAAACCUUCGUAACCGACAGGUCAUCUGCAUCACGCUCAAAGUCCUCCAGCACCUGGUAGUGUCAGCUGACAUGGUGGGGGAAGCCUUGGUGCCCUAUUAUCGUCAAAUCCUCCCCAUCCUCAACAUCUUUAAGAAUAUGAAUGUGAAUUCAGGAGACGGUAUUGACUACAGCCAGCAGAAGCGUGAAAAUAUCGGAGAUUUGAUUCAAGAGACACUGGAAGCCUUUGAGCGCUAUGGUGGAGAAGACGCUUAUAUAAACAUUAAAUACAUGGUCCCUACCUAUCAGUCGUGCUUGUUAAACUAACAGAUAAGAUGGUUGUGUCAACAGGGAUGAUUCCAUUUGUAUUCUCAAAGGCUAUAUCCAAUUCUGUAUAAUAUCUUGUUAUUCGUGCUUUCUUCCUCUACAGCUGCUAAAGUAGUGGCUUCUGGACCAUUAAACUGCUAGCACUAUUGUGAACAAGUCUUUCCAAUACAUGAAUAGUGCCUGUUCCUUAGAUUACAAUGGUGUACUGUGCUUAUUUGUUCUAUGAAAGAAUUACUUCUUUAUAACAGAGCUGACUGGAGCAGAAGUCAGAGUUAAACCUUCAGUUGUGUAGACAAUAAAACCAUAAUUUUCAUACACAAUUCAGCAAUUACUGUUCUGUGUCUGCUUGCCGUGGGGGUGAUGUCAGGGGUUGUAAUAAGAAGAGUUUAUGCUGACUGCUUAAUAGGUGUUUGUGAUGGAAACGGAAGUUCAGCAAUGCCUCUCCAGCAGCUGUUGAAAAUUAUGUGCUCUGAUAUACAAUACAACUGUUGAAUGUAUAUACCAAUUACAGUAGGAAACUUUAUAUAGUCCAUUAUAAAGCUCUGUGAUAAAAAUUAAUUAAUGUUUCUUCCUCACUCAUGAUAUGGGUUUCCAGGUGUUUCCCUUUUUAUGUAGUUUGGGUUCUUAUUUAGGAAAAUACGUGAGAGUAGUUUUAAAAAAUUUAUCAGCUGGGGUAAGGUGAACAUGUAUUAUACAGUCCCAAAACAAAGUGCUAUAUUAAGCAACCAUUGCACAGUUGUGUAUGUAGAAAGGACACUAGUAUUCUUUAUAGCUCUUAAAAUCUUUUUUUAAUUGUUUAUAGUUUAUAAUUGUUUGUAAGUUUCCUCACUAAAUAAGUUGUCGUCACCGGUGCAUCCCCAUAGCGGUUG
Chelonoidis abingdonii (Abingdon island giant tortoise) is the source of this 1805-nucleotide messenger RNA. Lineage: Eukaryota; Metazoa; Chordata; Testudines; Testudinidae. The record is from RefSeq and is a predicted model, not a curated record.